This is a messenger RNA of Cucurbita pepo subsp. pepo (vegetable marrow), 486 nucleotides long. Lineage: Eukaryota; Viridiplantae; Streptophyta; Magnoliopsida; Cucurbitales; Cucurbitaceae. The record is from RefSeq and is a predicted model, not a curated record.
AAAUGAUGGCCGCCCUCAAGCUUCAGUCCAAAGCCUCUGAACUCUCUGCUGCCUCCAAGCGUCAAAGGACCAUGAACAAAAUGCUACAUGCUCAUUGCCACAUCCGCCAACCUGUUACUGGAACAGCCCGUAGGGUCUGGGAAGCCACAGAAGGUAUCAACCAACUCUGCUCGGCACUGGUUGUAACCACUCCAGCUCUGCAAGUAUACUCAUUUAGCAACCCACAGCCGAUCAUGGGGUUUCUUGAAUCAACUCCCUCGCCUUCUCCAUUUCCUAUAAGAAGAGCCUGCCGGAGAAAGAAGGGAUAUUCGAAGUGGUUUUUGGAGAUUUUCUUCUUCGUUUUGCUUGUUUUUGGUCAGCUAUGGGUGAUAUUUCGUUGGAAGAUGUCAAGAAUGAGAACGUUGAUCUAGAACGGAUUCCUGUGGAGGAAGUUUUUGAGAAACUAAAGUGCACUAAAGAAGGAUUGAGCACAGCAGAAGGAGAAAA